UUUUUCCUGCUUCAGGUUCUCCUCAAAGGAGUAUUGAUCAAAGAAGUACAACUUCAGCUGCUUCUGGUCCUGUAGGCGUAGUAACUGUUGUCAAUGGCGAAUCAAAUAGCCUGGCAUCUGCUCCCUAUCCUCCUGAUUCCCUGGUUUCUCAGAAUGAGAGUGAAGAGGAUGACAAUCUAAAUCCGACAGAAAAGCUUCAGAAGCUAAAUGAAGUUCGUAAGAGGCUGAAUGAGUUACGUGAGUUAGUUCACUACUAUGAGCAGACAUCUGAUAUGAUGACAGAUGCUGUGAACGAAAACACUAAGGAAGAGGAAGAAACAGAAGAAUCAGAAAGUGAUUCUGAACGUGGGAAUCCACAGCCUGUUACAAAUAUUAGAAACCCUCAAGGAAUCAGUAGUUGGAGUGAAAUAAAUAGCAAUUCAAAUGUACAGUGUGGAACUAAUAACAGAGAUGGAAGACAUCUUAAUACAAACUGUGAAAUAAAUAACCGAUCUGCUGCUAAUAUAAGGACUCUAAAAAUGUCUUCUACUCUAGACUGUCAUAAUAGGGAGGAUGACAAAGAUACCGACCUGCCCCAGGGGGAAGAUGAUGAAGUGGAAGAAGAUAGAGCUAGCGAAGAUUCCAUAUCUAGUCACAGAAGCAGCCUGGGUGAUGCUGUGGGAGACGCGGAGUUUGAGCAGAUCAAUAGGCUUAUAGCUGCCAAACAGAAACUUAGACAGUUACAAAACCUUGCUGCUAUGGUGCAGGAUGAUGAUCCAGAACCUCAAGCAACAAUUGCAAGUGCAUCUAAUAUUGGUGACUUGUUUUUGGGUGAGAUGGAAGAGACAAAGCAACAACCAAACAAUGUCCGAGCUAGUACCAACAAGUUACAAAAAGAUGUAGGACUGAAUGAAAAAGCAAGAGAGAAGUUUUAUGAAGCUAAACUUCAGCAGCAGCAACGGGAGCUUAAGCAGUUGCAAGAAGAAAGAAGAAAACUGAUUGAAAUUCAAGAAAAAAUUCAAGUGUUACAGAAAGCUUGUCCUGACUUACAAUUGUCAGCUGGCCUGGGUAACUGCCCAGCAAACAGGCACACUUCACCAGCAACCUCAACUCCAGCCAUGAAUGAGUGUAACGCAGCUGGCAAGCCUUUACUUGAAUUUGAUGAAUCUGUAGCAGGAGGCAAUGAGUUAUGGUCUGAGAUGAGAAGACAUGAGAUUUUAAGAGAAGAAUUGCGACAGAGAAGAAAGCAACUUGAAGCUUUAAUGGCUGAACACGAGAGGAGGAGAGAGCUCGCAGAAACAAUAUCAGCUGUUGCUGCAUCUGUUAAAAGUGAAGGAUCAGAAGCUCCGCGCACUCCACAGCAGAGCAGGACUGAAAAGACAGUGGCUACCUGGGGAGGUUCUACCCAGUGUGCGCUAGAUGAAGAGGAUGGAGAUGAAGACGGUUAUCUCUCUGAUGGAGUUGGUCAGGCAGAAGAAGAGGAAGAAGAUGCGUCAAGUUUGAAUGACAGUUUCUCAGUUUAUCCCAAUAACAACAUACCAGAAAACACAUAUUUUGUUAAAGAAAACAAGGAUAGGUGGAAAAAUUGCCGUCCUCUUUCAGCAGAUGGGAAUUACCGUCCAUUGUCUAAGGCCAGGCAACAGCAAAACUUAAGUAUGCGACGUCAGGAAAACCUUCGGUGGAUGUCCGAACUUUCAUAUGUGGAAGAAAAGGAACAAUGGCAAGAGCAGAUCAAUCAGUUGAAGAAACAGCAUGAAUUUAGUGUCAACAUUUGUCAAACUUUGAUGCAGGAUCAGCAGACCCUCUCUUGUCUUCUGCAGACCUUGCUUACAGGCCCUUACAGUAUGAUGCCAAACAAUGUUGCAUCUUCACAAGUACAUCUUAUUAUGCAUCAGUUAAACCAGUGUUACACUCAGCUAACUUGGCAGCAGAAUAACGUCCAAAGGUUGAAACAAAUGUUAACUGAUCUUAUGCGUCAGCAUGAAGAGCAACAGUGUCAAGAGAAGCCAUCAAGAAUGGAGAGAGCCAGUAGUGCAGCACCACCUCCAUCUCCUCUUUUCUGUCCAUUCAACUUUCCUCCACAACCUGUGAACCUGUUUAAUGUACCAGGUUUAACAAAUUUUUCUUCCUUUGCUCCAGGUAUUAACUAUAAUCCCGUGUUCCCUUCUGGUUUUGGAGAUUUUGCACACAAUAUUUCCCCACGCAGUAGCGAGCAACAGCAACAACAUCCUCUAGAUCAUAAUGCUUCUGGGAAAACUGAGUAUAUGGCAUUCCCCAAACCUUUUGAAAGCAGUUCCUCUAAUGGAGCAGAAAAACAAAGAAGGAGUCAUAGACAACCUGAGGAGGAAAUGGAAAAAAGAUCAACUUGGCUUAAUGAUAGCCAGGAAGUGAAAAAAGAUGAUCAGUCUCAGCUGAAAGCAGGUUUUGCAGUUUCAGUACAAAACAUUGCUUCCAGUCAUAAAAAUCAGUCUGGUAUGAGCAGGAGAAGAGAGUUUGAUGAAGAGUCGUUGGAGAGUUUUAGUAGCAUGCCUGAUCCAGUAGACCCAACUACUGUGACAAAGACGUUUAAAUCUAGAAAAGCAUCAGCACAAGCAAGCUUGGCAUCAAAAGAUAAAACACCAAAAUCAAAGAAUAAGAGGAAGAGUUCUUCUCAGCUAAAAGGCAGAAUUAAAAAUACUGGUUAUGAAAGUGCAAGUGCUUCUAGUGUGUGUGAACCCUGCAAGAGCAAUAAAAGCAGACACUCUGAAGAGAUUGUUCAUGCAAAGGUGUUCAGCAAAAGGAAUCGGGAACAAUUGGAAAAAAUAAUUAAAUACAGUAGAUCUACAGAAAUGUCUUCAGAAACUGGUAGUGAUCUUUCUAUGUUUGAAGCUUUGCGAGACACAAUUUAUUCUGAAGUGGCAACACUUAUUUCUCAAAAUGAAUCUCGUCCCCACUUCCUUAUUGAACUUUUCCAUGAGCUUCAGCUGCUAAAUACAGAUUACCUGAGGCAAAGGGCUCUGUAUGCUUUGCAGGAUAUAGUGACCAGACACUUAUCUGAGAACAACGAAAAAGGGAAAUGCCCCAAAUCACUGAAUUCUGCAACAUGGAUAGCAUCAAAUUCUGAACUCACUCCCAGUGAAAGCCUUGCUUCUACAGACGAUGAGACUUUUGGCAAGAACUUUUCUACAGAAGCAUGUCAAGAUUGUGAACAAAAUGAUGCAGACAAUGGGAGUACUAUGUCUACAUCUUCAAAUUUUGAACCCUUUGCCACUGAUGACCUUGGCAACACAGUGAUUCACUUAGAUCAAGCUUUGGCUAGGAUGAGGGAAUAUGAGCGUAUGAAAAUUGAAGCUGAAAGUACCCUUGACUCUGAGGGCUGCUCUAGUAAUUUUCAGGGUGCUUCUGCUGCUAAAUUAGAAGGUCCAACUACCGAUGAAAGUCUUCCUGUGCCGCAGUCAAGUGAAGUUUCUGCUGUUCCAUGUCCUCGUAUAGAUACUCAGCAGCUUGACCGGCAGAUUAAAGCGAUUAUGAAAGAGGUUAUUCCUUUUCUGAAGGAACACAUGGAUGAAAUAUGCUCUUCUCAAUUACUGACAUCAGUAAGACGUAUGGUCUUGACUCUUACACAACAAAAUGAUGAAAGUAAAGAAUUUGUGAAGUUCUUUCAUAAGCAGCUGGGCAGUAUACUUCAGGAUUCACUGGCAAAAUUUGCUGGUAGAAAAUUAAAAGAUUGUGGGGAGGAUCUUCUUGUGGAGAUCUCUGAAGUGUUGUUUAAUGAAUUAGCCUUUUUUAAACUCAUGCAAGACUUGGACAACAGCAGCAUUUCCGUAAAGCAAAGGUGUAAAAGAAAAACAGAAACUACUGAAGUGAUACAGUCUUAUGCUAAAGAGGCAAAAAAAGGUCUCCAGGUGGAUGUUUGUUCAUCUGCUGAAGAUGUCGAUGAGGACAAAGACAAGGAUGAGACUGAAACUGUUAAUCCAGUCCAGGACUCAGAAAUGUAUGAUGGUAAUGGAGUUCCUCAAAGUAUUAGAUCUGAUGCAUCUGAUCAAGAAGAUGAGGAAAGUGAAAGCGGUCCAGUGGCAAUAAGUUUAUCAAAAGCAGAAACCCAAGCUCUGACUAACUAUGGCAGCGGAGAAGAUGAGAAUGAAGAUGAAGAAAUAGAAUUUGAGGAAGGACCUGUUGAUGUGCAGACAUCACUACAAGCCAGCAGUGAAACAGCAACUGAAAAUGAACAGACUUCAAACCAAGAAUUGAAUAAGACAAAAAGCAGUGAGAUUUUGUUAUCAGAACAAGAAUCUGUUGAUGUUAAAGGUGAACAAGAUGUGGCUACAAUUUUGCCUCAUUACCUCAAUGUCAUGGAGAAUACACCACCUUUAACAGUCAAUGCCCAAGAAUCCUUUGUAACAGCCAGUAUGAAAACAGGAGAAUCAAGCUCACCUUUACCAGUAAAUGACACUCAGACACUAGAUACAACGUGUGUAGGAAACAAAUCGUCUGCUGCAAGUUCUGAAAGCUCCAUGGCCGGCAGCCCUGACACGGAGUCACCUGUGCUAGUGAAUGAAUAUGAAGCUGGUUCUGGAAAUGUAAGUCAAAAAUCUGAUGAAGAUGACUUUGUGAAAGUUGAAGACCUGCCCCUUAAACUUGCAGUGUAUUCAGAGGCAGAUUUAAUGAAUAAAAUGGCAACGGAGGCCCAAACCAACAGUUUGUCUGAUGAAUUACUGGAUGGAGGUGGAGCUCAAGAUCAAGAAUUAGUAGGAGAUGCCCAAACUCUGAAAGAACCUGAAACUUUUGGAGAUCAAAGUGCAUGAGAAUAACCUGAAGAUAUCUGCAUUUAUAAACUCCAUGUAUACAGAUGCAUACGGAAGAUCAGCACUGAUUUCUCAGAAUUCUGGAAGUGUAUAAAAAUGUAAAAUUUUUGACACGCUCCCUCUUAGGAUAGGUAUGUUAACUUCUGCCUGUGGCAGUUUGAACAGCUGGAACUGAAUCCUCUUCUAUUCAGUUUUGCUGCAUUGUUCUUUUUCUGGCUUAAUCUUUUUUAUUUUUUAUUGUGACUUGUUUAGUAAUUUUAAAAUUGUUCAAAAUGGUAGUUUUAAAUAAAGUUUGGACUUGUCUGUAAAUCUGUCUUUCAAAAAACUUUCCUCUGGCUUACAAAAUGGAAUGCAGUUUGUCAUUGGAAGUUAACUGACUAAGUGUUGCCAUGCUUAUA
This is a messenger RNA of Tauraco erythrolophus (red-crested turaco), 5161 nucleotides long. Lineage: Eukaryota; Metazoa; Chordata; Aves; Musophagiformes; Musophagidae. The record is from RefSeq and is a predicted model, not a curated record.